UUACUGUUCCAGCACUCUGCUUUUCUACGCACCGCUCCCUUAUCUGUCGUUUAUCUUUUUUAUUUAAUUUUGUGUAUUUUUUCUUCCAUAUUUUCACAAAUGUAAGGAUGUCAUUCCACGCUUCGUCUUGCUUAUCUCCUCUCCUGAUCAUGCAAACGAAAUUCACAUUUCACUCGCAUUUGCAGUAGAUCCUCUGCAUUGUCUUUCAGCCAUGGUUUGGAAGAAGCCUGCAUUUCCCGAGCAGUUUUAUUCACCCAAAAGAAAGGUUAUUUCUGGGUUUGGUUUAGGAAUUGGAGUUUCAGUGAUUGUACUCGGUGUACUGUUUUUUACCGACUUCUUUAAGACUCCUGCAGUGGAAACUUCGAUUCAAGGGUUUUACAGUUUGAAUUCUUCUUCUGUUUCAUGGCCUUUCUCCUUUUCCAGCAGUUCAGAAACGCAGGAUUUUGUGGACAAAACGCAUGAAGCAAAUGAGUCAAUAGUUGCUGGGAAGCAAAAUUUUACUGAUUUGGAGAAGCCCCAUUUGGGGAAUUUUACAGAGGAGGGUAAGGAUGGAAGCUUUGGGGUUGGAGGAGAAAUGGGUAAGCAGAAAAACAGUGAGAAGGGGUCAGCAAUUGCUGAAAACGGUAACUUUUUGAAUUCAAAUGGGGGAGGAACUAGUUUGGAGAUUGCCCAUUUGGGAAACUCCUCUGAGGUUUCGAAAAAUGGAAGCUUGCAUGGUGAGGAAGGGAGGGUUAAUGGGAAUCUUAGCCUGUCUGGGAAGGAAGAUAUGCAUGCAGAGAAGGCAGUUGAAGGUAGUUUUUCAAGGAAUACUAGUAGUGUGGAUGGUAAUGCUGCCAAAAUUGUGAAGAAGAAAAGGGCUUGGAAGGCAGCGCAUCGAGGAAAUUCGACUGUGAAAAUCGCCGACUAUGAUUCUCAAAUGGGGAAAAUGCAGACUGAUUUGUAUCAGAAAUGUGAUAUUUUUAAUGGUAGGUGGGUGAGAGAUGAUUCAAAGCCAUAUUAUCCUGGAGGUUCUUGCCCAUACAUUGAUAGGGAUUUUAAUUGUCACCUCAAUGGGAGGGCAGACAGUGCUUUUAUAAAAUGGAAAUGGCAGCCAAAUGAAUGUGACAUCCCAAGUCUGAAUGCCACUGAUUUUCUGAUGAGGUUGAGGGGAAAGCGGUUGGUUUUUGUGGGGGAUUCACUGAAUAGGAACAUGUGGGAAUCUCUGGUUUGUAUUCUUCGUCAUGUCAUUCGAAACAAGAAAAGAGUUCAUGAGAUUUCUGGGAAGAAGGAAUUUAAAAAGAAGGGCGUUUACGCAUUCAGAUUUGAGGAUUAUAAUUGUUCAGUGGAUUUCGUUGUUUCUCCAUUCCUUGUUAGGGAAUCAUCAUUCACGAGUAAAAACGGUACGUUUGAGACAUUAAGGUUGGAUUUGAUGGACCGGACAACUUCAAUGUACCAUGAUGCGGAUGUCAUAGUUUUUAACACUGGACACUGGUGGACUCAUGAAAAAACAUCUCGAGGAGAAGAUUACUACCAAGAAGGCAAUCAUGUGCAUCCAAGACUCAAGGUUCUUGAAGCAUACAAGAGGGCUCUCACCACUUGGGCCAGAUGGGUUGACAAGUAUAUUGAUGUCAACCGGACUCAGGUUUUCUUCAGAGGAUAUUCAGUUACCCAUUUCAGCGGAGGGCAAUGGAACUCAGGCGGACAGUGCCACAAAGAAACGGAGCCAAUCUUUAACGAAACUUAUUUAGCGAAUUACCCCUCAAAGAUGAGAGCUCUAGAGCAUGUACUUAAAGAAAUGAAAUCUCCGGUGAUUUAUUUAAACAUAAGUAGGCUUACCGAUUACCGAAAAGACGGACACCCUUCCAUUUACAGAAUGAAAUACAAGACAGUAGAAGAACAAAUUACGGCUGAGAGGUCUCAGGAUUGCAGCCAUUGGUGCUUGCCUGGAGUUCCAGAUGCUUGGAAUGAAUUGCUAUACGCCGCUCUUUUGAAGGCCGGAUGGGGAUCACGCAAAAACUGAAGAAAUUUGUAUGCAAUCGUUUGGUAUUCUUUAAUCGUAUCGGCUUAAUUUUGUGUACUGUGAGAGUUUCUUAAGUAGCCUUUUACAUGCUGAUAUUGGUCAUCACUUUUCUUCUUUUCCUUUUUUCUUGUACACAAAAUUUGGUCAACAAAAGUUUAAUGAAUUUUCUCAAAUUGGAACAAUUUGCAAA
Messenger RNA from Malus domestica (apple), 2189 nucleotides. Its product is annotated as protein trichome birefringence-like 2. Gene Ontology annotation, molecular function: O-acetyltransferase activity. Gene Ontology annotation, cellular component: Golgi apparatus. The record is from RefSeq and is a predicted model, not a curated record. Lineage: Eukaryota; Viridiplantae; Streptophyta; Magnoliopsida; Rosales; Rosaceae.